Acanthoscelides obtectus is the source of this 692-nucleotide messenger RNA. The record is from the annotation of a GenBank genome assembly. NCBI's taxonomy places the organism in Eukaryota, Metazoa, Arthropoda, Insecta, Coleoptera, Chrysomelidae.
UCAGGACUGACUGGGGACCUAGAAGAAGUGAUCAAGAAAGACAGCUUUAUAGUAUCAUUAAAAGACAUAAAACCGAGGAAACGAUCCAGAGAAACCUUAUUCGCGGUAGAUUUUCCAGGAGCGGAGCAUAAGUUUAUGUUGUUGAUAGAAAGAAAAACUAGUCAAGUGAUCGUGGAGACAUUUGAAGACGGCAGAAAAACGUGUACAACACUUCACGGUUGACACGCUUCAUGAUGAUAGCCACAUCAAGUCACUGAUUCUGGCAGUAAACCAAACACACCCAGGUGCCCAUGCCACGCUCUACAUAGACUGCAUUUCUUACGGCAUGGUUGCCCUACCUAAAACCCUCAGGGACAUGUUCAGCAGUAUGAGGGAUCCUAAUCUAGAAGUGUUCCACGAGAAGAAGUACCCAGUAGAGAUCAACGGUCAUCGAGAUGUAAGAAUAGUACUCAGCAAGAACGGCUGUCCGUUACCUCUAUACUCAGAUGUAGACAGGAAAUAUGACCACAUGUACAAGGAAGAUCUAGUCAGAAGCAAUGAUUUAAUGGGUCAUGAUCCAAACAUUCAAGCCCAACAACCUGACAUGCCAUACAGGGGAGACAUUCCGCUAGUUCAUAGGAUAGAUGAUGCAUGUUCAACGUCAGUGGAUAUGCCACUAUGAUGUCCAACUGGCCAGAGUACAGAAGCAGUCG